GCUCGCCCCGCCCCGCGCUCCGAGUCCCGCGGAGCAGAUCACUUCGUUACGCAGUGAGUCGGAGACGACGUCGGCGUCAAAACAGGAAAAGUGUUGCUGUAAAUACUGACAUUUAACCGCCGAACCCGUCUCGUGGAUCUAUCUCGGUCCUGUUCCGGUGUCGGCCUGAGAAAGAAGAAGUGAAACAAGUGAUUUCAGCCCGCCUGGACCUGCCUCGAGCCUUUUACCACUUUAACGUCAACAGGAGGUUCACUUCCUGGCUCCCCUCCCUUUUCUCCCCUCCCUGUUCCCCCGGUGGGUGGAGAUAAGUAUGGGGUAAGAGAGCUGAGCAGACACACCGAGACAGCACAAGGGGAAGAGACCCUCUCACCUGCUCAGGAGCUGACGGGUGCAGAGACAUGGCGCUGCUGCGGAGUAAGCUGAAGCUAAUGGUGACGGUGAUGACGAUCAACCUCUUCAUCGUCAUCCUCAUCUUCCGGCAGAGCGGUCAAGACAAGAAUGGCAGUGACAAGGUCCGGGUCCCCUCCAAGCCCUUCUGGACCAAACUGACCCCCGUGUCAGCGUACUGGAACCUGCAGCAGCAGAUUCUGGACAUUCAGAAUAAUCCCAUCCUCUUGUCUAACUACAGCGCAGCCGAGGUGCCUGAUUGGCUUAUUGCUGCCAAUUUGACCUCUGACCCCUGCAAACCUAACGUCAGGGUUACAACUCAGGUGAAGGACUACAACUCCCUUCCGGACCGCUUCAAGGACUUCCUGCUUUACAUGCACUGCCGUUCCUACCCCAUCGUGGUGGAUCAGCCCGAUAUAUGUAAAACGCCUCCGUUCCUGCUCCUCGCCGUCAAAUCCCAGGUGUCGCACUUCGACCGGCGCCAGGCCAUCCGUCAGUCGUGGGGACGCGCAGGCGUCCUAGCCAACCGCACGGUGGUCACCAUCUUCCUCCUGGGCCAAGCCACCGCCUGGGACCAUCACCCCGAUCUGUCCCACAGCCUGCACGAGGAGAGCCUGCGCCACAGGGACAUCAUCCAGUGGGACUACCGGGACUCCUUCUUCAAUUUGACUGUGAAGGAAGUCCUGUUCCUGGAGUGGAUUCACACUCGCUGCCCUGGCGCUCGCUUCAUUUUCAAAGGCGACGACGACGUCUUUGUCAACACCUACCGCAUCCUGGACUUCCUCAAGGGGCUCUCGGCGCCCAAAGCGAGAGACUUGUUUGUGGGCGACGUGAUCACCGAGGCGGGUCCGCACAGAGACAAGAAGGUGAAAUACUUCAUCCCAGAGAGCUUGUACGUAGGGAAGUACCCUCCAUACGCUGGAGGUGGCGGGUACCUCUACUCCGGUGACGUUGCCGCUCUGCUCCACCGUGUGUCACAAAAUGUAGUGCUGUACCCGAUCGAUGACGUCUACACGGGUAUGUGUCUAAGGAAGGGGGGGCUGGGCCCCGAGAAGAACAAAGGCUUCAGGACAUUUGACAUAGAGGAGAAGUACAGGUCCAACCCCUGCGCCUACAACAGCUUGAUGCUCGUUCACCCGAGGACCCCACAGGAGAUGAUAAAGAUCUGGGCUUGGCUCAGCAGCCCGGACCUGAACUGCUAACGGUCCCCCAGCAGAGCCUCCAGCCUCUGGGUGGGUCAGAACACAACAGUUGGCAGCUUUAUGUUAAGAUGUUAAUGUAAUGGUCACUUGCAGCAAAUUGUAGCACCUUGAGACGUGAUGGAGAAGCUGUUGUUGGUUCCAUCACCGUGUAUUUGGACAGUCGAUGACGCGACCCUGCUUUACUGUUGAACAAGCUUCACCCAAAGCUCCCACACAUUCGUGUGCGCACACGUAUUUAUGACACAUUAUUUAUAAGUCCUAUUUAAUGCUCUCACUGCAUGUCAGGAGUUUGUCUUCGUGCUGUAUUAAGUAAAUGGGAGGACUCGGGCCCGGUGUGACUGUAAGCAGGUCUAGAACCAGCGCAGGAGAACCAGCGGAGCUACGCGUUGAACACUUCACAGUCGUUGUUGCUGGAGACAGUUUUUGCUGCUAUUCCCAUUCACACUCCCCAAAGUAUUGUUCAAGUUAAAGUCCGUUCGUCUGCAGAGACACUUGGGUUUCGUUGUGUCUGUUUGAAUGAAUUCUUGGAGCUUUUACCUUUCUGUUUGGCCGCAGGUAUCAUUUUUUCUGUUACGCGUCUCUUUUUUUUAAGCAGUAGAUGCAGCAUGUGACGAUAAGAAAGCGUGGGGUGAAGGUGAAGCGAAGACGCCACCCUUUCAGGAAACAGCAGGAGUCCUGCUCUGCACAGCUCAGCAGGUCUGAGCUCGGUCUGACGGGGGGGGAAGUCUACAUGCUGCUCUUCCUUUACCCUCUUUGAGUGCAUUUUAACUUCCGUGUCUAAUAAGUGCUAGAACUCUCCUCGUGAGCGUCUGUGGGGCUUCAGUGCUGUUAAAUGUGGCUUUACAGUGGAUAAGACACACAUGCUUAAAAGCAGAAAAUGUGUUUGAGCUUUAGUUUGUUAUUAUAAAACUGUAUUUAAAGACUAUGAAAGAAAUGCUGCAUAAAUUCCCUGUGUUCAUUAAUAUUAAGAGGCUUUUUGUCUUUGUUAAGGUCUGAGAGAAAUUUUCAAAGAUGUGAUUUCCGUGAAUGUAUAUCCUGUUCCAGGACCAGUCCACUACGAAGCAUAGUUUAAGGUCCAGCAGCUGGACUUUCCUCAGUAUUCUGACUUGGCUUAAUCUUUGCUGUCAAUACAGAAAGAAAUUGUAUAAAUGUGUUUUAUUCGCACCGCUUGUUACACUUUUGAAGCCAGAGACAGGAGCGUGGCUACUGCUCAGUUAGAGCUCCCCCUGCUGGUCAGGACGGUCUUUACACGCUCACACUGGCUCUGUAUAUUUUUACCUUCACUUGUCAGGUGUCUCUUAGGUUUCUGACGUAAUGUCUGCGUCUGAUAAAGCAAACACAGACUCAAGGACCGAAUGAACCUACUCAUCAUGUGUAAAACAUUCUAAAUUCUCACAUACCAAUAAUCCAUAAGCACAUUCUGUUUGUCAGUUUAUGGCUACUUGAAAGUUUUACACGUUAUUGAAAGUCAUUACCACAUAUUUUAACUGUUGCUUCUGUUAUCCAAGUGACACUUUCUCUCUUUGUCCUCAUCGUUUGUAAGUUUGAAAUAAAUCUCUGCCACUGCGCUAUAAUUAAUAAUUUAGCUGCUCAGGCUUCUGAGCGUCUGUGUGUCAGCUUGUACAGCUGAUGGUGUUUAAGGCACUAUAGUAACACUGGCUUAAUCACUGUAGCUUCAAGUACCUUAUAGUAACACACAGGACCUCGUUUUGCUCAGUAGAAGUCAAAAACAGGCAAAAUGGAUGGAUACAAGUCCAAAAAGCAACAAGAAUUGUUUUUGUGUCUACAUGGUUGCUUCUUUCUCUUGCUAACGUGUAUUUAAGGAUCCUGGUAUUAUCUAUUACCUGCACUAUAGUCAGCCCCACCUCUGUGCCUGAUGUUUGUACUGUAUGUUUAGGAAUCUCCUUCACCGCGUGAUGAAGCGAGAUGACGUUUUUAAUGACUUGAUCAUUUCAAUAAAAUUGUAUUUUUCUGUUUUCUA
This is a messenger RNA of Betta splendens (Siamese fighting fish), 3570 nucleotides long. It is a transcript of the gene b3gnt2b, whose product is annotated as UDP-GlcNAc:betaGal beta-1,3-N-acetylglucosaminyltransferase 2b. The transcript is spliced from 3 exons. Bases 399 to 1589 code for a protein of 396 amino acids. Gene Ontology annotation, cellular component: membrane. Gene Ontology annotation, molecular function: hexosyltransferase activity. The record is from RefSeq and is a predicted model, not a curated record. Lineage: Eukaryota; Metazoa; Chordata; Actinopteri; Anabantiformes; Osphronemidae.